GGCGUCAUUGAAUGGGCGCGUCUUCAAGCCAGUUAGCGGUGGGCUGCAUUUCUGUUGGAUGGGGCUCAGAGCAGCAACAUACGAGCCCGGACUCACAAUGACGGUCCCCGGCCUCGGAGCGCUAACCUGGGCCGCUAUUUUUGUCAUCCACCAGGUGGCAGCAGAGCACGGCAUGGCUCAUUUCAGCGAUGAAAGCAAAGGGAAGGACUACUGCAUCUUCUUUAACUCACAGUGGGCACGUCUGCCUCAGGAUCUCAACAAGGCGUCGCGUCUCCAGAUCUACGACCUCACCUCGUCGGUCCUGUGCUCACCCACCGACGUCCCUGAGGGGGGCUUCCCCAACCGCAUCGCCAUGGUGAUGAGGGGUAACUGCACUUUCUACGAGAAGGUCCGCCUGGCACAGAUGAGCGGGGCCAAGGGUCUGCUCAUCGUCAGCAAGGACAGACUGACGCCGCCAGCGGGAAACAAGACUCAGUACGAGGAAAUUGACAUCCCCGUCGCGUUGCUCAGCUACUCUGACAUGCUGGAGAUAAGCAAGAUGUUUGCCAAGGGCAGACAGGUGGCCAUGUAUGCCCCCAAAGAGCCGGUGCUGGACUACAACAUGGUUAUCAUCUUCCUCAUGGCUGUGGGAACUGUCGCAGUCGGUGGCCAUUGGGCUGGUAGCAAGGACCGCAAGAAGCGCUACAUGAAGCACAAGCGUGACGAUGGGGCGGACAAGCAGGACGAGGAGACUCUGGAUGUGACGCCCAUCAUGAUCUGCGUGUUUGUGGUCAUGUGCUGCAGCAUGCUGGUGUUGCUCUACUUCUUCUACGACAGCCUGGCAAUUUGGGUGAUAGGCAUCUUCUGCCUGGCAUCAUCCGUGGGCCUCUACAGCUGCUUGUGGCCUUUUGUGCGCCGCAUUCCUUUCUGCAAGUGCAGAGUUCCAGAGAACAACCUUCCCUACUUGCACAAGCGUCCUCAAGUACGCGCCCUGCUGCUGUCAACACUGUGCGUGGGCAUCAGCAUCACCUGGAUGGUGUUUCGCAACGAGGACCAGUGGGCGUGGGUGCUGCAGGACACCCUGGGCAUCGCCUUCUGUCUCUACAUGCUCAAAACUGUCAGACUGCCCACAUUUAAGGCUUGCACUUUACUACUGACAGUGCUCUUCGUCUACGACGUCUUUUUUGUAUUCAUCACGCCCUUCUUCACCAAGAGCGGUGAGAGUAUCAUGGUGGAGGUGGCGGCAGGCCCCUCUGACUCAGCCACGCACGAAAAGCUUCCGAUGGUGCUCAAGGUGCCGCGCUUGAACUCCUCACCCCUCGCCCUGUGCGAUCGGCCCUUCUCCCUGCUGGGCUUUGGCGACAUCCUGGUGCCAGGACUGCUGGUGGUGUACUGUCACCGCUUCGACAUUUUGAUGCAGUCUUCCAGGAUCUACUUUGUGGCCUGUACAAUCGCGUACGGCGUGGGGCUGCUGAUCACCUUCGUGGCGCUGGCCAUGAUGCAGAUGGGCCAGCCAGCCUUGCUCUACUUGGUGCCUUGCACUCUGCUCACCAGCCUGGCGGUGGCGCUAUGGCGCAGAGAGCUGCCUCAGUUCUGGACCGGCAGCGGAUUUGUGCCUGCCAUAGUUCUCGCGCCCAUCAAGUGUACACAAACAGCGGGGACGCAACCCAAAGUGCCGCCAGGCGCUGACUCAGCCAAUCAGAGCCAAGACCCCGGUCCGCCUCAGGACGUGCCCCUCGCCGAAAACGAGGAAAAGCUCAACUAAAAGUUUAUUUUCCACAGCGUGUUGCACGACAUGGACAUUAAAAGAGGCGCCGCAAGUGGUUUAUACCUCACUUUGAAAGGGAAUGAUGGAUAGAACGAGGGAAUAUGUUCCUAUCCAGGCCCAAAUGUUUGCUCACGACAGCAUUAGUUCACAUGCAUCGUUGCUGUCCAACAAAAAGCAUGGAUCUCCAAAAUUGAAACACGAAGAAAACCAAACUGGAUGUUUUAACAUCAAAUCAAAUGAGGAAACGUGCAGAUGCAUGCUUUUGGUUGAUCAGCUGUGAUGACAGUCAUGCGUCUCGUGACACAAGCACGAGUUGGUGCGAUCGCUGAACCUUUUUUUUUUUAAAUUACCUUUUCUUUAUGCUAUAUCUAUUUUGGGUUUUGUUUUGCAUGCUAUAAUGUGGAUUUCCUACCUAGUAUUACAACUAAAAGCUGUAGUGAAGACUGUAUAUUAGUGGAGCAAACCUUUGAAUAAAAGAAUACUUUGGAUGCCCACAGGAGCCAAAAUUCAAGUUAGGAGAGUCAAGUUAGUUGCUAUGAAACAUUUGCACAUCUCAUAUGUAAUUUUUUUCCCCUGUGUUUUUAAUGUACAUAAUCUGUCUUGUAUAUAUGAUGUGCUCUCCUAUGCUGUAUAGGUUUUAAGACCAAUGUACUCCUUUUAGUUGUGUUCAGUGUCUCGAUUGAAGACAACAGAAUGAAAUAUUGACUUUUGCCGUUGAGUAAAUAAACACUGAACACCUUUUGCGGAAA
This is a messenger RNA of Syngnathus acus (greater pipefish), 2496 nucleotides long. It is a transcript of the gene sppl2b, whose product is annotated as signal peptide peptidase-like 2. Gene Ontology annotation, biological process: membrane protein proteolysis. The record is from RefSeq and is a predicted model, not a curated record. Gene Ontology annotation, cellular component: cytoplasmic side of endoplasmic reticulum membrane; Golgi-associated vesicle membrane; lumenal side of endoplasmic reticulum membrane. The transcript is spliced from 15 exons. Bases 59 to 1744 code for a protein of 561 amino acids. Lineage: Eukaryota; Metazoa; Chordata; Actinopteri; Syngnathiformes; Syngnathidae. Gene Ontology annotation, molecular function: aspartic endopeptidase activity, intramembrane cleaving.